Hyaloscypha bicolor E is the source of this 1668-nucleotide messenger RNA. Its product is annotated as MFS multidrug transporter. The transcript is spliced from 5 exons. The record is from RefSeq and is a predicted model, not a curated record. Gene Ontology annotation, molecular function: transmembrane transporter activity. The coding region runs from base 1 to 1668 and encodes 555 amino acids. NCBI's taxonomy places the organism in Eukaryota, Fungi, Ascomycota, Leotiomycetes, Helotiales, Hyaloscyphaceae. Gene Ontology annotation, biological process: transmembrane transport.
AUGGGCGUCACAGAGGAAUGUACCGACACGGACUGCAAAGUUCUACCGGAUUUUGAGAAGGAAGGGCUUGACGAAAGUUUUCGGAAAUCCACUCGAGAUUCAUUGUCAAAUAACGAGAAACUGUCCGCGGAUUUGAAAAGCUCAAUCCUUCAAACUUCCACAGAAAUCGAGCAGCAAGCAAAUCCAGAAGUAGCCAAAGUUUUGGAAGAACUCGGAUUGAGGUUGGUAGAGGACGGUUAUGUAAAAUGGAGACCAGAUGCAUCAGCACAUCCAAGGAAUUGGACUUCUUCCAGGAAGGCGUUUGAUACUGGGCUGGUACUCCUUUUAGAUCUCUUUACGACCGCCGUUAGCACCGCCGGACCUCCGGUUGCAGAAAUAGCAAAAUUCGAGUAUGGUAUAAGUCGGGUAGUUGCAUUGGUUGCUUUCGGAAGCAUGUACCAAUUCGGCCAAGCAUUCGGCGGCGUCAUCUUCCCACCCUACUCCGAAGCAUUCGGGCGCAAAUCAGUAUACAUAUCCGCAUCUCUGGUAUAUUGUAUAUCAUGUAUCAUCGUGGGAGUUACCCCAUCUGUUGCUGGCGCCUUGGUGGGACGAUUCUUGUCUGGAUUUACGUCUGCUGUACCGUCGGUCAUAGUCUCGGGCAGCAUUGAGGAUCUGUUUAAUAUGAGAGAGCGUGUUUGGCUCAUCUACAUAUGGGCCUGUGCCACCACGGGAGGUCUUCUGGUAGGACCCAUAUACGGUUCAUAUAUAGCUGCGAUUAUUGGGUGGAGGUGGGUCUUCCACAUAGCCGCCAUCGUAAUGGCUAUCUUCACCACCCUCCUUCUCUUCAUCAAAGAGAGCAGAGCAAGCCGGCUCCUCGCAAGACGUCUCGAAAUCCUCCACAAACGAACAGGGCUUACCCACCUCCGCAUCAACAACCCAGACCACACCCCGAGCCUCCGCACCUUCGCCAAAGUGGCUCUCCGACGACCAGUGCAGCUAUUCUUCACCGAUCCCAUCGUCUUCGUCGUCUCAAUAAUGAGUGCCGUGGGCUGGGCCUUGAUCUACCUCUUCACGCAAGCUCUCCCCGUCAUCUAUCACGGCUUCGGACUUUCGCGGCAGCAAUCUUCCCUCUUGUUCCUCGCUAUCCUUGUGGGAAUAUUUUUCGGAAUCCUGCCCCGCAUUUACGAUCAAGGCGUUCUCAAGAAGCGGUUUGCAAAUGACUCGCCUCUGCACCCCGAAGACAAAUUAAUCGGCUUCGCAUUCGCAGCUCCUAGUCUUGCAUUCGGGUUGUGGUGGCUCGUCUUGACUGUCCCGCCUGCUUCAAAUCUGCCUUGGUAUGCGACGAUUGUAGGUUUGAUCCCUAUCGGUUUUGCUACCAACGAGUUUGCUUGCACACUCUCCGGGUACCUUGCAGAUACAUACACCAUCUACGCGUCAUCUGCAUUUGCAGCGAUGUCUUUCCUGCGAGCUGUGCUAGGCGGUCUGUUCCCCUUGAUCGGGGAACCGAUGUAUACGAAAGUGGGAUCGAACUGGGCGACUGUGAUCCUGGCUUGUAUGGCAACUGUCUUCUGUGCCACGCCUGUACUGUUUCUGAAGUUUGGGAGGAGGAUCAGACAGAGGAGUAAGUUUGCGAAGUAUAGUUUGAGAGUGAACAAGGAGACGCAGAUUCAAGACGAUAAUGUGGAAUAA